Aspergillus welwitschiae is the source of this 885-nucleotide messenger RNA. RefSeq names its product SDR family NAD(P)-dependent oxidoreductase. The record is from RefSeq and is a predicted model, not a curated record. NCBI's taxonomy places the organism in Eukaryota, Fungi, Ascomycota, Eurotiomycetes, Eurotiales, Aspergillaceae. The transcript is spliced from 2 exons. Gene Ontology annotation, molecular function: oxidoreductase activity. Bases 1 to 885 code for a protein of 294 amino acids.
AUGGCCUCUGCAAGCAACGAACACUUUAAGCUGGAGAACCUCUUCGGCGUGAAGGGCAAAGUGGCCCUAAUUACCGGCGGCGGCUCUGGCAUCGGUCUAAUGGCGACACAAGCGCUCGCAACCAACGGCGCCAAAGUGUACAUAACCGGGCGAACGCAAGAGAAACUCGACCGCGUAGCCAGCCUCUACAACAAGAACAUAAGCGGCGAAAUCAUCCCCAUAGUCUCCGACAUCACCUCCAAAGAAUCGAUUACCAAGCUAGUUAAAGAGAUCGAAUCCCGGGAAUCCCACCUCUCAAUCCUGAUCAACAACGCGGGAAUAAGCAGCAGCACCGACAACACCGAGCCCAGCGAGGCGCAGGACCUCAAGAAGACCCUCUUCGACGAAGCCACGCCCAUGAGCGAAUGGGAAGAUACCUACAGGACGAAUGUAAUGCAGCUGUAUUUCACCACCACUGCUUUCCUGCCUCUAUUGCAGAAGGGCUCGGAGAGAGAAAAAGGAUGGAGCAGUACUGUUGUGAACAUCACCAGUAUUUCGGGAAUUGUGAAGGUGUCGCAACAUCAUUUCGCGUAUAACGCUAGCAAGGCGGCGGCGAUUCAUUUGACGAAGAUGUUGGCGCAUGAGGUUGCUGAUAGUGGGUUGAGGAUUCGGGUGAACAAUAUUGCUCCUGGAGUGUUCCCGAGUGAAAUGACGGCCGGGGAGAGUGAUGAGACGCAGAAGAGUCACAUACCCAAGGAGAAAUAUGAGGGCAAGGUGCCGGCUGCGAGACCAGGCAAGGAUGAGGAUAUGGCGAGUGCGGUGCUGUUUGUUAGUACGAAUCAGUAUUUGAAUGGGCAGACGGUGGUUGUCGAUGGGGGGUAUGUUUUGGCUGCUGGGACUGUCUAG